Molecule: messenger RNA, 1144 nt
Organism: Capra hircus (goat)
Lineage: Eukaryota; Metazoa; Chordata; Mammalia; Artiodactyla; Bovidae
Product: serine/threonine-protein phosphatase 2A regulatory subunit B'' subunit beta-like
Exons: 3
Coding region: 560-1144 (194 amino acids)
Source: RefSeq, a predicted model, not a curated record
GGGCGGCGCCGUGUGAUGACGCCACGCGUCGCGCUGACGCACGGCUGAGGCGACCUUCUUUGGGUGCUCGUCCUGGCGCGCCUGUUUUGAAGCUGCCCUGAGUUGGGCGGGUCCCCCCGCGGUCGGACCGCCCGCCUCAGCCGGGACCCCGAGUCCGCGCAGCCCCCCGCGCCCGGGCUUCGCCUCACCCCUGGCCUCCUGAGCUCCGGGCCUGCGACCCCCUCCAGGCCGGGCGUCCUCUUCCGCGAACCCCAGGCCCGCGACCCCAACCGUGCCGGGCGCCGCCUCACCCUCCUAAACCCCGGGCCUGCGAAACCCACCAGGCCGGACCAGUUCCUCCCCUAACGCGGGGCUCGCGGUCCCCGCCGGGGCCCUGCCUCCUCACCAGACCCCGGGAGCCCCCCGGCCAGGUUCCCGUCUCUUGCGCCGGGGCCCUUGGCCCCCACUGGCUCGUGCCCUCAGGGUCUGGUCGCCGGCCCCGUGUGUGGUCCGUUCAGGCCGGCCGUGGGUCCCGGCUCCAGGCACCUGUGCGCGAGGAAGGAGGGCCCCAGCCCCGGGGAUGCCGCCCGGCAAGGUCCUGCAGCCGGUCCUGAAGAUGAAGGUGGACGAGCUGUUCCUGUGCUGGCUCAGCGAGUCCAGCACGCAGGCGAUGCUCCGGGACUGCUUGCGGAGGAUCCAGAUGCCCGCGAGGGCCGAGAGGGGCGCGGGAGACGCUGAGCUGCCGGGGCCCCGGCUCGCAGCCGCUGCCCCCGACCCCGCCUGGAGGCCGCGCGAGUGCGAAGGUCCUGGGGCGCCCGGCCCGACCCCCGCGCCCACCACGCUUCCCGUGGGAGCAGCCUCCAGUGCCCGGAGUGGGCCGCCGGUUCGAGGGCCUCGACGAUCCGGAGGGACGAGAGUAUCAUGCCGAGCUCUUCAGGACCCGGUGGACUGCAGCCCCUCUGAGUACCGGCUCGUCAGCCCCCACAGGAAAGCCUGUUGGAGUUUUGACCGGGGCUGCGCUGAGUCUGUAGAUCAGUCUCGCACCACUAACACCUUAAAAAUGUCGCGGUUCGCGCCCACGAGCUCUGGAUGUGCUGUCUGCCUGCGUCUCAUCAUUUUCCGUCAGCGACGUUGCCUGCGCUCCAGUGCUUUGCCUCCUUGGUGA